AUGGAUAAAGAAAACCACUCAGUGGUGACUGAAUUUAUCUUUAUGGGUAUCACUCAAGACCCUCAGCUACAGAUCAUCUUCUUUGUGGUUUUCCUCCUGGUCUACCUGAUCAACGUAGUGGGGAAUGUUGGCAUGAUUAUCCUGAUCAUAACAGACUCUCAGCUUCACACACCCAUGUACUUUUUCCUCUGCAACCUCUCUUUUGUCGACCUGGGCUACUCCUCAGCCAUUGCCCCCAGGAUGCUGGCUGACUUCCUGACAACACGCAAAGUCAUCUCUUUCUCCAGUUGUGCCACCCAGUUUGCUUUUUUUGUUGGUUUUGUGGAUGCUGAGUGCUAUGUCCUGGCUGCUAUGGCCUAUGAUCGUUUUGUGGCCAUCUGUCGACCCCUCCACUACAGCACGCUCAUGUCCAAGCGUGUCUGCUGGGCUCUCAUGUUGGGCUCGUACUUAGCUGGUCUGGUGAGUUUAGUAGCCCACACAUCCCUUACCUUCAGUUUGAGUUACUGUGGUUCCAAUAUCAUCAACCACUUCUUCUGCGAAAUACCACCACUCUUGGCCCUCUCUUGCUCGGACACCUACAUCAGCGAGAUAUUGCUCUUUAGCUUGUGUGGUUUCAUCGAAUUCAGCACAAUCCUCAUUAUCUUCAUCUCCUAUGCAUUUAUUCUCGUUGCAAUCAUCCGCAUGCGCUCAGCGGAAGGUCGCCUAAAGGCAUUCUCCACCUGUGGGUCUCACCUGACUGGUGUCACCCUGUUCUAUGGCACAGUUAUGUUCAUGUAUCUCAGACCAACCUCCAGCUACUCCCUCGACCAAGACAAGUGGGCAUCUGUGUUCUACACUAUUAUCAUCCCCAUGUUGAAUCCUUUGAUCUACAGUUUACGCAACAAGGAUGUAAAAGGUGCAUUUAAAAAACUCAUUGGAAGAAAAUCCUAA
Molecule: messenger RNA, 930 nt
Organism: Sorex fumeus (smoky shrew)
Lineage: Eukaryota; Metazoa; Chordata; Mammalia; Eulipotyphla; Soricidae
Product: olfactory receptor 1019
Exons: 1
Coding region: 1-930 (309 amino acids)
Biological process (GO): sensory perception of smell; G protein-coupled receptor signaling pathway
Cellular component (GO): membrane
Molecular function (GO): odorant binding; G protein-coupled receptor activity; olfactory receptor activity
Source: RefSeq, a predicted model, not a curated record